CUCUUCCUUUCACUACGCCUAUUUCCUCAAGUCCCAGACACAGAGACCCUUCAUGCAUAUCGUUCUUCCAGGGUUGGCCUAUUUGGCCUUGUUUGCAAGUGCAACAAUUGCAAUUCCUGAUAUUGAUGAAGAAUUUCAAAAAGUCACUUGCGGAUCUUCCAUCAAGCUAACACAUGAAAAAUCGCAUUUCAAGUUGCACUCGCAUCAGAUUCCUUAUGGCACUGGUUCAGGGCAACAAUCUAUCACGGCAGUCCCUGGCAAGGACGAUACAAACUCGCUUUGGCGAGUGAUGGCUCAAUUGGGCCACACUUGCGAUCGUGGCGAGCCUGUGCCAUGUGGAAGCGUUGUUCGAUUGAAGCACGUCAACACCAAGAAGUUUCUCCACUCUCAUCAUCAUCAUUCACCCAUGUCUGGUGGAUUGGAAGUCUCUGCCUAUGAAGGUCAGGAUGAUGGCGAUAAUUGGAUUGUAGAAUGUACAAACAAGAAGGAGGAAUUUUGGAUGCGGGAAUCGACAAUCUACCUUCGACAUGCAAAUACGGGGACAUACUUGAGCAGUUCAACAAGGCAUGUCUAUGGUAAUCCAAUCCCAGGGCAGCAAGAAGUCGCUGCUCAUCGUCUGCAAAAUCAAGGCGAGCAGAAUUGGAGUGCACAGGAGGGUAUUUAUUUCGCAGAGAAGGAGCUAUAGCACGAUAGAAAAUAGAAUAAUUAUCCCAUC
Messenger RNA from Lobosporangium transversale, 715 nucleotides. RefSeq names its product MIR motif-containing protein. The transcript has 3 exons. The record is from RefSeq and is a predicted model, not a curated record. NCBI's taxonomy places the organism in Eukaryota, Fungi, Mortierellomycota, Mortierellomycetes, Mortierellales, Mortierellaceae. The coding region runs from base 53 to 685 and encodes 210 amino acids.